UCUUUUUAAUAUGUUUCUCAUUGGUCUUUUUUUGAAAUAUUCUCAGCUGAAGGUCCAUUGCAUACUACCUUCUAUUCCUCAUGAUCCAGAAGAUGAUAUCUCCAUUGAAGACAAAUAUAGUGACGAGUUGGAAACAGUGAAAGAUGUAACAAAGAAAGGGUACAAGAUUACAGCCGAUGACUGGGAAAAUAGGUGUGUAGACACAUUUGACACAUUGGAUGCUCUUAUUCAAAUGAUGGCAAAUAAGGAGACUGGCCAAGCUUCUACUCCGAUUGAUGAGGAUUCAGUAAAUGAAAAAGUGAACAGGAUCAUCACGGUAAUGGAGGAGAAUCUGAAGAGCAUGAAGGAUCGAAUGUCAUUACUGGAAGAAGAAAACAUACAUCUUAGAGCUCGUGUGUCAGAGUUGGAAGGAAACAGCAAUGUUUUUCCCACUAACGUGACACAAAAGCGAUCCAGUGGGACACCUUUAUCUCCAAUGUCUCACACGCAACCAUCCAGUGGGACACCUUUAUCUCCAAUGUCUCACACGCAACCAUCGAGUGAGACACCUUUAUCUCCAAUGUCUCAACAGCCUAAUUUGACACAUGAGGAGACAAUGAUUGAAUCAGCUGCAUCUCCAAAGUCUCAACAAAAUGAGGAUUACACGCAAUCAUCGAGUGAGACGCCUUUAUCUCCAAUGUCUCAACAGCCUAAUUUGACAAAUGAGGACACAAUGAAUGAAUCAGAUGAUGAAACUCCUGCCCUUGAUACUCAAGUAUUCUCUCCUAAUCUGACAAAAGAGAAAGAAACAGAAACGUCUACCGGUGAGAGGCCAUCCAAUCCUAAUCAAGAUGGAAAACCAGAUGAUGAGAUUGUGAGAGAGAAAUUAACAAGUGAGUCACCUGCUAGUCAGAGUCAAGUUUUGCAGAAAGAAACAGUAGAAAUGAAUGAGACACCUUCUUCUCCAAUAGCUCCAAAGAGUAUUGAAACUCCCGUUUAUACUCCAAGUCAGACUCAGCAGAUUGAGAGAGAGCCAUCGGAUGACACGCCUGCCCUUGAUACUCAAGUUUUUACUCCUAAUCUGACAAAAGAGAGGGAAACACAAACCUCUACUGAUGAAACGCCACCCAAAACUAAUCAAGGAGAAGGAAAACCAGAUGAUGAGAUUGUGAUUGAGUCACCUGCUGCUCAGACUCAAGUUUUGCAAAAAGAAACACUGGAAAUGAAUGAGACACCUUCUUCUCCAAUAUCUCCAAAGAGUAUUGAGGCUCAAGUUUUUACUCCAAUUCAGAAACAGCAGACGGUAACAGAGGAAACGUAUGAGGCUACACAGCCAUUGACUGAGAUCAUUUCAGCAAACAAUAAAAAGGAGGAUACACAUGCUGUGCAUUACAGACCUUCCUCUCCAUUGUCUUCACUAAUUGCACUAGUUAUUGAAGAAAAUAAGAAUGCUUUGAGUGAGACAGAAACUGCGACCCAAUAUUUUUCUACAAGUGAAGGAGAGCAUUCACAAUCAAGCAGAAAGAAUCAAGCGGAAGAAUAUCUCAAGGAUACUACAGAACCUACUACUGAGCUAGUUUCCACAGAUGUUUCGAAGACACAGCCUCUUACUCCGCAAACACAGCACCUUCAGACAAGUGAGGGAGAUCAAUCCGAUGAGACACCAUCAGAGCAGAAUCAAGCAGAAGAAAAUCUCAAGGAUACUACAGAACCUACUAUUGAGCUAGUUUCCACAUAUGUUUCGAAGAUGCCGCCUAUUACUCAGCAAACAGAGCAUCUUCAGACAAGUGCUAUAGAUUUUUCAGAAAAAAACGAGGUUGAAGUAAGCAGGCUUCUAGCUCACUUUCAAAUAGGCGCAGAGGUUGAAAUUUUGUCUACUGAUGACGAAAUAUGGUAUCCAGGAAAGGUUGUUGAUCUUAAACUGUGUGAAGGACUAGAGGAGCUGACAGUUGAGUACACGACACUCUUCACAGACCAACAUAGACUUCAGAAACUUCAGGAUACUAUCACGGCUGACAAAAUACGUCCUGCAACACCAACAAGUGACCAAAAAUCCUUUGAGAUGAUGGAUAAGGUAGAAGCCUUCUACAACAAUGGCUGGAGCAGCGGACAAAUUAGCAUGGUACUUGGUGAUAACACAUACUCGGUGUGUCUCUAUACUUCUAUGGAAACUAUUCUAUUCAAACAUUCAGAUUUGCGAAUUCAUAGAGAAUGGAAAGAUGGAGUCUGGAAGAUGGCAGAUAAGGUGAAGCCUGAUAAGAAAAGGAAAGCUGCUGCCUCAUCACAAAAUUCAGGAAUGGAUAAUGUUUUCCUAAGAAGGAGCGAGAGGGUGCCUAAACGAUCUAGAGACACAAAAACUCCAUUCAAGUCUGACAGAAAUCCGGCUUUAACUGUAAUACCUGAGAUUAUACCUGCAGUUGAUCCGUUUUCAACUCCUGCGGAACAUAAGCUUUCAAGGCUUCAAAAUUGGAUGACAUUAAAGCCCGGCAUGCAUGAAACGUCCCUAUCAAUCAAUGAUAAUAAGAUAAGGAAAUCUUUCUUUCAAAGCAUGGAAAAUGCAAAAAAGGACCUUAAGAAAGAGCACAUUGAUGGAGCCUUUGCAAUGCUAAAUUGCAGAAGAAAUGAGAAUGCUGCUUGGUUCCACAACUACAAGAUUCCAAAGGCGUGCUUCCUACCUAUGGAGUUCUUGCAUUGCUUGCUCUCUGAUGAUUUGGCUUACAAGAAAGAAAAGGUCAAAGGUAAAAAGAUUUUCAACGAUUUAUUUAAAGAUACUGUGAGAGGGAAGGUAUAUCCAGAGAAGACAUGGGGAGAAGAUGUUGAUGUUGUGUAUGGGAUUACUCUUGGAAAAAAAAGCAAUGUCUGGAUUGGGAUGGAAAUUCAUUUGAAGAAGAAAAGAAUCACAGUAUAUGAUUGUUUUCAAAAGGAAAGCAACAGCAUUGAUAUUCCUCAAGUGAAAAAGUUGGCAGUGUUGAUUUCUAAUCUGCUGGUGGAAUCUUCUGGUGAUGAGGUAGAUAAGGUGAAGAUGAUUCCAUUUGAGAUUGAGCAGGCACAAGGUUUACCCAAGACAAAACAUCCUUUCAACUGUGGGAUAUUUCUUGUCAAGAUUCUGGAGUGCCAGUCAUUGAAGAUAGGAGACAUGACAAAUUAA
This is a messenger RNA of Brassica napus (rape), 3127 nucleotides long. RefSeq lists its product as uncharacterized. Bases 11 to 3127 code for a protein of 1038 amino acids. Gene Ontology annotation, molecular function: cysteine-type peptidase activity. Lineage: Eukaryota; Viridiplantae; Streptophyta; Magnoliopsida; Brassicales; Brassicaceae. The transcript has 18 exons. Gene Ontology annotation, biological process: proteolysis. The record is from RefSeq and is a predicted model, not a curated record.